This is a messenger RNA of Rotaria socialis, 378 nucleotides long. The record is from the annotation of a GenBank genome assembly. NCBI's taxonomy places the organism in Eukaryota, Metazoa, Rotifera, Eurotatoria, Philodinida, Philodinidae.
AUGCCUGCAGGCGUGCUAGAAGUGAACAUAAUCGAAGGGCGUAGUCUUAAAAACUGCGAUUUUUUUGGUGAAAAUGAUGCGUAUGUUGAAAUUUAUAUGGACAAACGAUAUAAACAGCGUACAGUAACAAUUAAAAAUUCGAAUAAUCCAGUAUGGAACGAACGAUUAACUUUCAAUAUUCAUAAGAACGAUGGUACAAUUCAUUUUGAUGUAUACGAUGCUGAUCUGAUCGGUAGAGAUACUAUUGGCAAAUGUCAAGUUAAUUUGAAGCAAGUAUUUAAUACUGGUGCAUUCGAUGAAUGGAUAAAAUUACCUGCUCACUUUGGGCUGUCAUCUCGUGGUGAAAUUCAUGUCAAAAUGAAUUUUACGCUAGCGUGA